Messenger RNA from Pteropus alecto (black flying fox), 3252 nucleotides. RefSeq names its product steroid 5 alpha-reductase 3 (gene SRD5A3). The record is from RefSeq and is a predicted model, not a curated record. NCBI's taxonomy places the organism in Eukaryota, Metazoa, Chordata, Mammalia, Chiroptera, Pteropodidae. Gene Ontology annotation, biological process: polyprenol catabolic process; dolichol-linked oligosaccharide biosynthetic process. Gene Ontology annotation, cellular component: endoplasmic reticulum. Gene Ontology annotation, molecular function: 3-oxo-5-alpha-steroid 4-dehydrogenase activity. Bases 88 to 1044 code for a protein of 318 amino acids. The transcript is spliced from 5 exons.
CUAAGAGCGGCGCGCAGCCUGCGAAGAGCUGCUCCUGCGCCGGGUGGCGGUGCGGAGCGAGGCAGCGCGGAAGCUGGCGCGCGGGCCAUGGCUGCCUGGGCGGGGGCCGAGCUCUCCGCGCUGACCCCGCUGCGCGCUCUGUGGCUCACGCUGGCCGCCGCCUUCCUGCUAACGCUGCUGCUGCAGCUCGUGCCGCCUGGCCUGCUCCCCAGCUGCGCGCUCUUCCAGGACCUGAUCCGCUAUGGAAAAACCAAGAGUAGGGCGUCACUGCGCCCGGCCGUCUGCUUGAGCUUUGAUGUCCCCAAGAGAUAUUUUUCUCACUUCUAUAUGGUCUCAGUGCUGUGGAAUGGCUUCCUGAUUUGGUGCCUUACUCAGUCUCUGUUUAUGGGAGUGCCUUUUCCAUAUUGGCUUCAUGCUUUACUCAGAAUUCUUGGGACUGUACAAUUCCGAGGGGGUGAGCUGGCACUGUCUGCAUUCUUGGUAUUAGUGUUUCUAUGGCUACACAGCUUGCGAAGGCUCUUCGAGUGCUUCUAUGUCAGUGUCUUCUCCAGUGCCGUGAUUCACAUCGUACAGUACUGUUUUGGACUUGUCUACUAUGUCCUCGUCGGCCUAACUGUGCUGAGCCAAGUGCCAAUGGAUGGCAGGAAUGUCUAUGUGAUAGGGAAAAAUCUCUUGAUGCAAGCUCGAUGGUUCCAUAUCCUCGGAAUGAUGAUGUUCAUCUGGUCAUCUGUCCAUCAGUAUAAGUGCCACGUCAUUCUUGGCAAUCUCAGAAAAAACAAAGCAGGAGUGAUCAUUCACUGUAACCACCGGAUCCCUUUCGGAGACUGGUUUGAAUAUGUUUCUUCCCCUAACUACUUAGCAGAGCUGAUGAUCUACAUUUCCAUGGCUGUCACCUUUGGAUUCCACAACUUAACCUGGUGGCUAGUGGUGACAUAUGUCUUCUUCAGCCAGGCCCUGUGUGCUUUCCUCAGCCACAGAUUUUACCAAAGCAAAUUUGUCUCCUACCCAAAGCAUAGGAAAGCUUUCCUACCAUUUCUGUUUUAAGAUAACCUCAGUCCUAAAGAAUUCAAGCCAGGAGACAGGUUCAAUUCCUAAGGACAGUGAAGUCUAGAGACCAAAUUGCAGUUUCUGCAGAACUGUUUGAAACUCUCUGUUCCAUUUUUAUACCCAAAAGUCUUCACUGAAUGAGCAAAGCAGUACCCCUCAAGAAAAUGAAUCUUCAAAGACAAACUACUUCUGGAAGACCUGGGAGUGCUGUGUCUGAUUUCUGAGAUGGUUAUAAAACCAACCAACUGCUAAAAAGUAAAUGAGGCUUCUCCAAGCUGGUUCAAAAGCAUACUAACCAAGAAUGUGCAAACAUCUUCAAACAAGGACACAUAUACACAAAGGAAGAGAUAAGAUCAUCUGUGACUGAUGGGAUUGGGCUUAUUCAGGGUGGUAUGGCCAUAGCACCUGAGUUUAACUAAUAGAAUGAAUCCGAAGCUAUUUAGGAAUAAAGUUUAUGCUUAAAAUAGCUUAUGUUAAAGAAAAUAGCCAUGAUUAAAUUAAAAUAUAUGCAUGAUGUGAAAUAAGAACAAAAACUUGAAAAAUAAUACUAAGCCUGAGCAAUGCAGUAAAACUGCAUAUUCAUGCGACAUAAGAUUUUACUGGCCUUUUGACUGAGGUAUUUAUUCCUGUUAUGCGGAUGUCAUAGUCUAGGUACUAAAAUUUUGCACUAAUAUGUAUCUUGCUGUGGAGGAAAGAAACUCAUUAUUAACUAGACACAUAUCAAACACACAGUCUAAGAAUAUCCUCUGCUCCCUCACCCAUGAAACAGUAAAUCAAAACUGGUAAACUGAAAUUCUUUCUAAUCUAACUUUUAAUAUAUGCAUGUCAAAAUGUAUUCUAAAGUUUUUUAAAUAAUUCUAUAGCAUUUCCCCUCCCGUCAAUCAAAUACUUCAAUCAGUUGCUCAGUCUAUUCAGAUAAAUGACUUAUUUAUUUCAUUUAUCAUUUAGAUUUGCCAUCAUCAGGACCAGGACUCGGGAACCAAACUUUCUACACUGGAAAUGUAAAGCAUGUUGCAGUUUGGUCUAAAUGGCAUGAAUAAUUUUUAAUACCAAAUUACUUGAGGGAAAAAAUAUUUUGCUUUCACAUGCCAUUUUAUACCUAGGUUAAACUGGGAAUUUGAUGUUCAUUGUACAAUUAGGUAAAAUAAUGAGUAUCCCUGUGAAGAACCUACAUUAUCAGCGCCUAUGAGAAAGCAUUCCCAGCCUCACUAUCUUGGCCAUCCCUUGCAUAUUCUUCCAAGUCCCUUACUUUCCCUUUCUUGCCCAAACAUUGCAUUUCUAGGUAAAGAUAAAAGAAGAAGUCGUGAUGUCCUCAGAGGGGUUCAGAACUAUGUAGGGGUUCAGAACAAUGUAGCAUGGUCUUUGAUGAAAGCUUAGCCAUGGAGAAUAAUGGAGAAUGGUGCUGUGCUUGCAAGAUCACAAUCAGCAUUGCUCUUUGUGUCAAUGAAAAUUUUCCACAUGCCUGAAGUGGGGUACACCAUAGAGAGUUGGCAAAUUGUUCACAUGGGUAAUCCAGAAAUCACUUGGGGAUGGAGAGGUUGGUUGAAUAGCCUCAUUUCGUUCUGUUACAAUUAAAUUAGGGGAAAUGAUACUGAUCUACCUCCUAACAGCGUUUACUGGGUUAACUACUGACUAAAAGUAUGCGGAAAAUAGCCUUUGUAGUGUCCUAGUUGUGACUCAUGCCCUGUACUAACAUUUGCUUUCAGUGAGCAUGGAUGGUUUUGUCUCUACAAAACUGUUCUGUAUUAUGUUUUUAAUUCAAUGAGUGGUUAUUGCCAGAAUUCCUACCAAAAAAAAAAGCCUUUGCAGAGAUUUUUAUAUGAAGCUUAAUAGUUUAAGGAGACUAUAAACAUUUGCAUAACUAAAGGUACCUAAAAAACUCAAGGACCAUUGAUAAGUAAUGUAUCCCAAAGUGAACUGAUGCUUUAAAGGAGAACUUCAAACAACAAAUGAGCAAGUAGAAAUUUUUUUACACCUAUGUAAGCAAUUUCUGCCAACUUUCAUGUAUAUGUUUUAUGUUAAUCUAACCUUGUAAGAUUUUUUUUUGAUAAAUGAACAAGAAAUAGUGGUGGCAGUGAUCCAUAAAUAAUUCAUGUGACCCAUACUUCAUCAUUUUUCCUAAAUACCAAUGAUCUAGAAAGCUAUGUAUUGGUUUGGGGAAAAGCAAAAUUUAAUUAUCCAAAUAAAAACUAUUAUAAAGAGCUA